This is a messenger RNA of Volvox carteri f. nagariensis, 1155 nucleotides long. RefSeq lists its product as uncharacterized. The record is from RefSeq and is a predicted model, not a curated record. The annotation marks the transcript as partial. NCBI's taxonomy places the organism in Eukaryota, Viridiplantae, Chlorophyta, Chlorophyceae, Chlamydomonadales, Volvocaceae. The transcript has 9 exons.
AUGGUGGCGCCCGCUCCUCCUGGCCGCCAAGCCGGCAAUGCUGGCACCGCUGGCACUUGCACAGCCCAGCAGCAGCAGCAGCAGCAGCAGCAGCAGCCCGUUGGAGCUCGUAUCACAGCAGGCGAUGCGACCACCACCACCACCAUUACCAGCCAAGGUGAAGUCCCCUCCGGCACUAUGGUUUCGGAGGAUCGCUUGAUGGAGGGCAAGUACUGCAUCGUCACGGGGGCGAAUAGCGGCAUCGGUCUGCAGGUGGCGCGGGGCCUUAUGCGGCGCGGGGCCCACGUGGUCAUGGCGUGUCGCAACAUGGCCACAUGCGAGGAAGCGGCUGCCGCGCUAAGGGCUGAAGGCCUGGCCGGCAGCUGCGCCUGCAGGGCGAUAGAUCUAGAGCUGCGCGUUGGCCCACGGUGCCCAUACCCGCAGGACUUUAGCUCAAUCCGUGCGUUUGUACGACAACAAUCCACUGAGCUGUCGGCUGGUACGGCAACACCUGGCAGAGGACCGGGACAACCGCGCCACGUGGAUGUGCUGGUCAACAACGCGGGUGUUAUGGGUGUUUCUCCGGCGAAUGACGGCUCGGACCGCCACCUAACAGCCAACCACCUGGGGCCGUACUUGCUGACGCGGCUGCUACUGCCCCACAUGACCCACGGGUCGCGGAUUGUGAAUGUCGCCAGUCGGGCCCAUUACGGCGGGUCGCUGUCGCUGGUUUCGGGGCCACAUGGCGCGAAAGCGAUCCGUAAUGACACCCACCACUGGUGGUGGCAGUACGCCAGGUCCAAACUGUGCAACGUACUUUUCACGGCGGAGCUACAGCGACGGUAUGGGCACGGGUACGGCAACUUCUCGCCCACGAACAGAAUGGCUGCCAGCCCAGACGACGACGACGACGGCGGCGGUGGUGGUGGUGGUGGUAGUGGUCUUCAUUCCUCCCGCCGCGGUAUUGGGGCUUAUGCAGUCAGUCCGGGAAUGGUGGAUACGGGUAUAUUCCGGUAUCUGUUGCCGGCCUGGGCCCACUGGCUUAAGACGCCGUUGCGACCUUUCUUCCGUACACCCCAGCAGGGCGCGGAGGUGGUAGUUUUCGCCGCAAGCGACCCGGAACUCGAGGGUCGCGAUGCUCUGUUCCUUCACGACUGUCGGGAGAUGACCCCCUCG